UCCCAACUUCCGUGAGGAUAUCAAGAUCACUGAGGAAAUUCGCGAGUCUACUCCGUAUCCUUCCGAACAAUCAGCCAAGAUGGGUUACUACGACGACGAAGGCUCCUACCACUCCAUCCGCCAGGAUGUGAAGCAUGGCUUGGCCAAGGCUGCCGACAAGCUGCUUCCCCAUCAUCAUCACAACCACCACCACCACCAUCAUCACAGUGACAAUAAUAACACUACCAUUACAGAGCACGUUGAGGUUGAUGUUGUCCGCCACGAUGCUAAUUCUUCGCGCCGCCCAGCUCCUGCCACCGAGUCGCAGCCUAACACUGUGUCCAUCCCCUGCCACCACAUCCGUCUGGGUGACUUCUUGAUGCUCCAGGGCCGACCAUGCCAGGUCAUCCGCAUCUCGACCUCGUCUGCCACUGGCCAGUACCGCUACCUUGGUGUUGACCUCUUCACCAAGCAGCUGCACGAGGAGUCUUCCUUCAUUGCCAACCCCGCCCCCAGCGUUGUUGUCCAGACCAUGCUCGGCCCUGUCUUCAAGCAGUACCGUGUCCUCGACAUGGCUGACGGCUUCGUCACUGCCAUGACCGAGACCGGCGAUGUCAAGCAGGGUCUGUCUGUCAUUGACCAGUCCAACCUUUGGUCUCGUCUCCAGCAGGCUUUCGAGUCUGGCCGCGGCAGCGUCCGUGUCCUCGUCCUCAACGAUGGCGGCCGUGAGCUCGCUGUUGAGAUGAAGGUCAUCCACGGCUCUCGCUUGUAAACAAGCUCUGCUUUGUUUUCAGGAAGGGUUGUCCAUCCAUCCUAUGGAUAUUCCAGGCUCGGUUCUAGUCUGAAUAAUGUGAAAUAUACCCCAUGGGCUUGGAGGGUGCGCGGAACGGAUUGUCAUUUUUGGAUCGGUUAGGGUUGUAUUUUGGUUAUGAGGCAGAGUGUCCAGUAGAUAGGAUCUGCCUAUAUGCCGCACUGUAAUUAAGAUGG
Messenger RNA from Trichoderma harzianum CBS 226.95, 966 nucleotides. RefSeq lists its product as hypothetical. The coding region runs from base 80 to 751 and encodes 223 amino acids. The transcript is spliced from 2 exons. Gene Ontology annotation, molecular function: ribosome binding; translation elongation factor activity; RNA binding. Gene Ontology annotation, biological process: positive regulation of translational termination; positive regulation of translational elongation. The record is from RefSeq and is a predicted model, not a curated record. NCBI's taxonomy places the organism in Eukaryota, Fungi, Ascomycota, Sordariomycetes, Hypocreales, Hypocreaceae.